UCCAUCCGACUUCCCAUUCCAAACCACGUGUGCUUGCUGCGUGCUCCUGGCAGCUGGUCCAGGCGGAGGUUCUAGCUGGGUGGCAUGGCGAGCAAGGGGCACUGCCUGCGUUUUGAGGGCUGCAAUUUCUUCAGACAGCGGCUUGUGCUGUCCACCUUAAGCGGGAGACCGGUGAAGAUCCAGGGCAUCAGGGUGAAGGAUGAGAGCCCCGGAAUCAGGGACUUUGAAGCAAGUUUGAUCAGAUUGCUGGAUAAAAUCACCAAUGGAACUAGAAUAGAGAUCAAUGAGACAGGUACUUCCUUGUACUAUCAACCUGGCCUUCUUUUGGGUGGAACUUUGGAACAUGACUGUAAUUUACAACGCUCUAUCGGCUAUUACUUAGAAAGUUUAAUCUGCCUCGCUCCUUUUAUGAAGCAUCCAUUAAAAAUUACCCUUCGUGGUAUCACCAAUGAUCAAAUUGACCCCUCGGUUGAUACUCUAAAAGCCACAGCCAUUUCUUUGUUAAAAAGGUUCGGUAUAGAUGGUGAGCAUUUUGAGUUAAAGAUUUUGAAAAGAGGGAUGCCACCUGGAGGAGGUGGAGAAGUAAUAUUUUCAUGUCCAGUAAGAAAGGUUCUCAGACCAGUUCUUCUGACGGAUCCUGGCAAAAUUAAGCGUAUCCGAGGGGUGGCAUAUUCUGUUCGUGUGUCACCACAAAUUGGCAAUAGAAUAGUAGAGUCUGCAAGAAGCAUUCUGAAUAAGUUUCUCCCAGAUAUUUACAUACACACAGACCACCUUAAAGGGGCAAAUUCUGGGAAGUCUCCUGGCUUUGGUCUUUCUCUAGUGGCUGAAACAACUGAAGGCUAUGUAAUGAGUGCUGAUCUUGCAUCAAACCCACAGGGGCAGGGAGUCUCUGUACUCCCAGAAGAUUUAGGCAAGAACUGUGCUAAGCUGCUUUUGGAAGAAAUCUAUAGAGGAGGAUGUGUAGACUCUGUAAAUCAAAGUUUGGUUCUUCUCCUCAUGACUCUUGGACAGCAGGAUGUUUCCAAAGUCUUGCUGGGACCUUUGUCUCCAUACACGAUUGAGUUUUUGCGACAUCUGAGGAGCUUUUUCCAGAUCAUGUUCAAGAUUGAAAGCAAAACAUUUGAAGAACGUAAAGGAUCAGAGAAAGUGCUUAUGACCUGCGUUGGUGUUGGAUUUUCCAAUCUCAGCAAGACAAUAAAGUAAUGCAGUCUAGUUCUCUUUGCAUCACACAGACUGAUGUACUUCAUGCCCGGGAGUCAAAAUUUUGGGAUUACUAUGCGGUAUCACUUGGGAACUGUAAAGAAGCACACAAGAAUGUAAUUUCCAAAUGACUAGGACUUGGACCACUCGUACCUCAUCAAUAAAAUGCUGACCUUCCAAACACACCGAACAUCUAAGCCUCUACCACCAAAUGUUCACAGAACCUCUAACAAAAUAUAAUAUAUCCAAGACUGUUAGCGAGAAUUUUUUUUUAGUAAUGUAUUUAUAUUCCCUGUUGCCUUUUAGUUGGGAUACACCCUUGGAUAUGUAAAUAUUUGUUAGAAUCAGAUAGUAUUUUACAUUCUGUAGAAAAUGACAUUUUGUAAAUGUUUGGUAAAUAAAAUGAAAAAGAAAAGAA
Molecule: messenger RNA, 1618 nt
Organism: Hyla sarda
Lineage: Eukaryota; Metazoa; Chordata; Amphibia; Anura; Hylidae
Gene: RCL1
Product: RNA terminal phosphate cyclase like 1
Exons: 9
Coding region: 85-1203 (372 amino acids)
Biological process (GO): endonucleolytic cleavage of tricistronic rRNA transcript (SSU-rRNA, 5.8S rRNA, LSU-rRNA); ribosome biogenesis
Cellular component (GO): nucleolus
Molecular function (GO): RNA endonuclease activity
Source: RefSeq, a predicted model, not a curated record